CAAAAUUUAAAUUUGAUAACAUAUCAAAUUAAAGAAAAGUUAGAUAAAUAUUGGCCAAUUAUGCAAGAAACAACUAAGAUUGCUGCUUUUUUUGAUCUGCAUUUUAAAAGAAUAGUUUAUCAUGAACAAUCAGUAGAUGAAAUAUUAAUUCUAAUUCACACAAAUCUUUCAACAAACUCAAAUACUAUCACUCAACCUUCUUUUAUAUUAAAAUGGUAUCAAUUUAUUCAAGAAUAUGCUAGUACAUAUAUGUCAAUUACAGAUUCAGAUUCUGAUGAGCUUAUUCAAUAUUGGGAAACAAUUGCACCACCUGAAGAAAUUUUUGUUUGUGAUUGGUGGAAAGCUAAUCAAUCAAUAUUUUCAAAUCUAGCAUUGAUGGCUAAAGAUUAUUUGUCUAUUAUGGCAAUGAGCAUUCCAUGUGAGCAACUAUUUAGUUUGGCAGGGCUAACAGUUACUAAAACACGAAACUCUCUUGAUAAUAAUAAUGUUCGGGCAAUAUUAUGUUUAAAAUCUUGGUUUACUGAAAAUUUAUAA
Messenger RNA from Cetraspora pellucida, 534 nucleotides. The record is from the annotation of a GenBank genome assembly. NCBI's taxonomy places the organism in Eukaryota, Fungi, Glomeromycota, Glomeromycetes, Diversisporales, Gigasporaceae.